This is a messenger RNA of Armigeres subalbatus, 20463 nucleotides long. RefSeq lists its product as uncharacterized. Lineage: Eukaryota; Metazoa; Arthropoda; Insecta; Diptera; Culicidae. The transcript is spliced from 4 exons. Bases 523 to 13581 code for a protein of 4352 amino acids. The record is from RefSeq and is a predicted model, not a curated record.
CGUUGUUCGCUGUUCCUCGUCGUCGACCGUCGUAACAAAAAUCGGAAAAUAGUGCAAAACCAAGGAUUAAAUUCAGUGAUCUGUUAGCGUAAAAGUGAAGUUGAAGUGCUGGAGAAGCGACUGCGCUAGAAGAUCGCGGUCCGGGGCCAAGAAAUAGGACAUAAAUUGUGCCCCAAAAGUGGAUGGAAAAUUGGUGUCUUUUUUGUGGUGCUGGGUUCAGCAGAAGUCGCAGCACGAAAGGAAAAGUGAAACUCAGCGCAGUGUCUUCCUGCUGGUAUCGAUUUGUGUUUGUUUUAAUUUUUCUUCCCUAUUUCUGGGGAUUGGUUACUGGGAAGGUUUUCCAUACGAAAAACGGGAACAUUUUGUGAAGGAAUAUAAUUGAAAUAGUGAAACCCGGAACAGGAAUCCGUGGGGGCAGCAAUGAGCUGAACCUGGGUGUCCCACAUCGCCUCUGAAGCAGCGCGAGAGAAGAGGAGCCACUUGAACCGAACCACCAGCAGGCAGCAGCACCGCACACGGAAAAUGACGAAACUCGUGCAACAGCCGUCAUCAUCAUCGGGUGCUGCUGAUCAGCCCUUUCCGGAAGUGUCGGAACCGUGCGGUGACGAUCAUAGCCAAUCGUCACAGACCAGUUCCACUUCUUCGAAAGGUGCAACAAUGCCAACCUCAAAGCAGCGCCCUCCGCAGCAACACCAACCUCCUUCGUUUAGGAGAACAUCAACACGUUUGACCUCAAUCCGGAACGACAGUCUAUCAUCGUCGUCAUCGUCUGCAUCAUCGUCAUCCUCAUCAUCACUAUCUUCGGCGGCCGAUCUGGAAUCAGGACCGGAUAUCAAACUUCCAGCAAGCGAGGACUGUUUCAAAGUGCCAUCAACUACUCCGGGAACCCCUUCCUGCGAGGAUCAACAUGAAUCUGGGGUCGUUUGUCGAUUGCCUCUAGAUCGACUACAAGCGAUUCUAGGGGCGUUGAACAUUUUGAAAAGUCCUGCCGAGAGUGAAUCCGGCACCAGCACCAGCCCCAGUCCGACGUACAAAUUGCUCUGUUUGUAUUGCGAUCGCACAUUUGCCAGCCAAACAUUAAUGGCCAAACACACCGAUCGGGUUCAUCGGAUACCUAAAGAUCGUCGGAGCAGUAGCCGCGUGGUACCAGCCGUAAACGAUGGAGCAUUCCCCAAUUGCAGCUAUUGCAGCAAAGGAAAAAUUCUCAACCUUGCCUCGGAAGAUCUCUCUCAGCUUUUCAAACAUUUAGUCGAUCAACAUUCCGAUCGUUACUUCGCCUGCGAAAGGUGUGCGUUACGUUUUCCGAGCGAUGAAUCACGAGAUGCUCAUAUGGAAUCAUUGCAUCAACCUGCUACCAGCACUCCAGAAACACGCACUAGGCCCAAGUCGAAAGCAGCCUUAAAAAGCUUCAAUCUCAACAAGACGAAAAACUGCGACAUCAUUACCACGCCUCUCACAAUUCAGGUAGAUUUCGAUACAGAGGCCAUCAAGAAUCUCACCAUCGAAAAUAUUGAAGAAGUAGAUUCUCUUUCGGCUGUGCUUGGCAUGGUCAACAAUUCUUCCAAUCGGCUUCGAAGUUCGGGAAGGACCUCUGCCAGAUCGGUAACCGCACCAUCUGGAUCCUCCAAAUCAAAAGUGUUGAAAAAAUCCGACAAAAUGCUUAUGCGCACCACGGAACCAACACUGUACCGACUCGGAAUCGCGCAGCAUCGAACAGCUCGGCAAGGUCGACGGGGCGCGAGCACCAAGAACCGGCGGAAAGCCCCCGCAGACAGUGCCAGUUGUUCAUCUUCCCUCUCUGGAACAUCAUCUUCCCAGCCGGACAAUCACUACAACAAAAUCACAAAAUUAAAAACCAUUCGCUCCACGCUGAACAAUCCAAGCGGAACUUCAGAGACUGAUUUCGUAGUCUCACGCGGGGGUAAAAAUGACAUCGUUAGCACGUAUGAUGACGAUUUUUACGAGAACGUCAACGCAAAUGUCCGUCAAAAUCUCAGCUGCCAUCUGGAUGGAAAGCUGGAAGCAUCGACGCCAAAUGCGCCAUCUCCCAUGAGUCCGAUUACUUCGGCCCCGGCGAUUCGUUCUAUCGUGGUUAAGAGUCCACAAGAAGCCGAAAGCAAAAUUCAUGAGGCCACGAACCUGCCGGCAAUGACAGUUUUCCCCACGCUGCUCACCAUCGAGCAGUUCGGGACCGAUCUCCUGCCAUUGACCAAAAUAAAGAAACCCAUCACAAAGAAUUCUUGGAAAUGGAAAUGGGACUUUGUCAAGAAGUACAAGUAUGUCAACGAGAAUGGCAAAAUUGUUAAGAAAGUCAAACAACCGGUUCUCGGGCAGCGGGACCUAUCCAAGUUGGAUAUGUGGACCCAGUUGACAAUGCGAACUAAGCACGAACUGAUUCGGAAUUGUCGGAACAUAUGCAACCCAAGCAGUUACAUCUCCGACGUUGGUGAUUCCCUCCGACAGGAGCAACGGAAACAAGUCGAUGAAUUGAAUCGCAUCCUAGACUCUCGUCUUUUGCCACAAAUCAAUUUGGAACAGCACGAUCAAAGUAUUAUUAAACUCGAAGCGGAAUUAUCCGAGGAAGGCGAAGAGUACUCCGACCAGUAUUUGUUGGAAAACCAACACUCGAACACAAUCGAUGAGGAGUUCAUCUCCACUUUGCAGCUGCUACGACUAGCCGAUUCCAGCAAUCGCAAACAAGUAGUUCUCAGCGGCGAAUGGGCGCGUCCUCGAUGCUAUAUCUGCUACUGCUGCGGGGAUAAGUUCAACUCACUCAAACAGAUGGAAGAACACAAAACUUUCCGCCAUCCAUACGUCUACUCCACCUACUACGAAAUCGUCGGCAGGGAGCUUAUUGAGAAGCAGCUGUUCAAACAUUUCUUCAUCCCGCUCUCGGCCCUCACUAUGCACCGUAUUCACUAUUCACGCCUUUCGUCCUACCUUCCAACUUUUGAACGACGAUUCCCGCCAAUUCGGCAACCAUCCUCCGAGUCGACUGCCACCAUCACUGAAAUCAAAAGCGAAGAUUCCUCCUCGAACGAGGCUACCUCGUUCUCAACAACCACCUCUUCCUCAUCUAUCCUGUCGAUAUCGGCCAACACGGCCACCAGUAGCGGUUCUUCCAUGUCCUCACGAUCGGCCCUGGACGCGCUCCUCUCGGCCGGUAACGAUUACACGACCUCCUUUACCAACUACCCGGCGGAAUCUCUGCCGGUUCGGUGCUCCAAAUGCGACAAAGAGUGCGUCAACACGCUGGUCCUGUACGCACAUAUUCUCAACUGUACCAACGACUACAUCUGGCUGCAGGCGAAGAAACGGAUGAAGUACCGUCGGGCUAAUCGACGUCGCAAGGGAUGCAACCGCGCGGCACUGGCUGCUCGGAAAGCCCAAAUAUCGCAAGCCGCCGCAGUGGAGAAAUCCGAAACAGCCAGUAACCACUCCGGUGGGGAUGCCGACAGCAGCAGUAGCGGCAGCACCGCCGGAUCCGACGCCAAGAAGAAAUCGAAAUCGUCCCCUCCACGGCCAAAGGAAAACGACAGUGACAUCGUCAGACGCUUAACAGCGAAUCUCCCAGCGAAGCGAAUAUCUCGCCAGAUAUUGCAGGUCCCGAAGCAGAUCCGUAAGCGACCGCAAAUCAGCAUAGUUAAGGGUGGCAAGAAACAGGUGGCAUCCAUGGCUCCGUCCAAGGCGGGUGUACCUCGUGGGGCUAGUGCCAUAGCCCUGAGUAAACUACGAAGCGGUAAGAUUGCAGCAGUUUCCAGUUCUAGUAAAAAAUUGCCGAUAAAGGUCAAACCUAAACCGAAAAUCGUUGUGAAAGAAGAGGAAGGGAUACAAACGGAAGGAACGGUUGGUGAUGAGGACAAAAAUGUCAAGGAAGAGAAAAAUACAGAUACCAAAGAUGGGCUUGAAAAGGAAUUGGAACGUGUGGGGGAGAAGAAGGAAGACAAAUCAGAGAAGCAAAAGGGUCCGGUCGUGAAGAAAACCAAGAAGCUGGUCCCACAUGCAAGAAAACUUCCAGUGCGUGGAAACGCUUUUGCUAAUCGCAUAAUGCCGUGGAAGAGUCCAUUCCGAGCAGGAGCAGCUAGCAAAAAACUGCCGAAAAAGGUCAAAACUAAACCGAAAACCGUUGUGGAAGAGAAGCAAGAAAUACAAGCGGAAGGGACGGAAAACAAGAAUGUCAAGGAAGAGGAAAAUGCAGAUGCCGUAGACGGGCUUGAAAAGGAAUUGGAACAAGUGGCGGAGACAAAGGAAGACAAAUCCGAAGAACAGAAGAUUCCGGAGGUGAAGAAAACGAAAAACAUGGUCGUUUCGCGUGGAAGAAAACUUCCAGUGCGUGGAAAUGCUUUUGCUGAUCGCUUGAUGCCAUGGAAGGGUCCAUUCCGAGUAGGAGCGAGUAGCAAAAAACCGCCGAAAAAGGUUAAAACUUUACCGAAUACCGGUGUGCAAAAAGAGGGAGGAACACAAGCGGAAGGGACAGUUAGUGGUGGAAACAAGAAUGUCAAGGAAGAGCAAAAUACAGAUGCUAUAGAUGGUCUUGAAGAGAAAUCAGAACCAGCGAAGGAGAAAAAUGAAAACAAAUCUGACGAGCAGCAUAUUCCGGUCGUGAAGAAAACUAAGAAGGUGGUCAUUCCACGUGGAAGAAAACUUCCAGUACCGUGGAAGGGUCCAUUCCGGAAGGGAGCAUCUGGUAAUAGUCGAACACUUCGGAGUGGUAUCGUGAAGGUCACACCAUCCGGCGGUGCUAGGAAGGUUAAGGCAAAGAUGGAUACGCCCAUAAAGAAGAAAUCUAUCAAGGAAGAGUGCAAGGUAAAGAAACCCGAGUCUUCGGUCAGCGAAAAAGUGAGUAGUCCGAAGAGAAAAGGAAGUAAAAGCCCGAAGGAAGUAACAGUGGAGAAGGCAAAGGGUAAGGUGAUUGAGAAGAAGAUAGAUCAAAAAGUAGAAGUUGAUGGUAAAGUUUCCGAAGAGAGUAAUCAUAAGCAAAAACAAACUGAUGAGAAAGAUCGGGAUAAGACUAAUGUAAAAAUCAAUGGAAAAGAAAAUUCUGUUGAUGAAGAAGUGCCUACAGAGAGUUCUACGAAUAGAAGUUCACAUGUCGUUGAACAGGAAUCGCCUGCACAGAAUGCAACAAAAAUUGAAGAAACAACCCCCCUGAAGGAGAGUGAGUCAAACAAAUAUAAGGAACAUAGUGCUAAGGCAACGGAGGAGACACCUGAUCAGCCAAUUAUGUCCCAGCCGGUAACUCCAGUCAAAUCACCAUCACAAUGUUCUCAACCUCCAUCGGCGCCCACAACUCCUUCGUGUGCCUCCAAUCAUCAAGCAAACAAACGAAAACCUAAAAAGCUAAAUGACUGCAUUGCAAUGCUGACCAGCAAGCUAUCCGAGAAAAUUGGAGUGGAUUUUUUCAACCAAGCCAUUGCCAAAAACGUUGGGCCAAAAACUACGGCUCCAUCUGUCGAAACACGUGCUUCUAAGCAGUUACUUCUUCCCACCUCUAAUAUGCUGCCAUUGCAUCCUCCAACAAUUACCGCAAUGCCGCUUCAGAUAAAUCCACCUCAGUUAGCACCACUGCCUCUGGUGAUGAACACUCGACGUUCGUCAUCGUCUUCGCAACCUCCUCCGAUGCUCUCUCCGGUGUCUCCAAUUGUAACACCAAUGGAAGAAAUUUCUGAUGAACCUCUGAAUCUGUCGAAAAAUAGUCCAAUUGGUCGAAGUAUUCCGCCACGAUCGAGAGAUGUGUUCCAAAAACCAACUCACAACAUGUCACCUCCACCGCAAUCACCUACAGCUCUGCAUUCGCCUCAUCAGCAUCCAGGCUCCAUACGUCAUCCAUCGCCUCAGCCGCCCCACCAACAGCAGCAACCUGGGCCAUCAACGCCAAAUAGAAACCUUCCAUCUAUCAAACUUCCACCAGGGUUAAUCAUCGAACGCGUUGAGUACAAAUCCAGGCCCGUCAUAUCCAAGGAAGCACCAUCGGUUACAAUUGUAGCCCGACGACAACCGCCUCCUUCAAUGGAGGGUCGAUCUACGAUGCAACCAGUAACGAUUGAAACACCGCCAUCUCCCCAGCCGCCAUCUAGGCGACAAUCGAUUCAUCAGCAGCCACAUCAUCAGCAGCAUCAGCAGCAACUGUACGGUGAUCCUCGAAAGAUCACUGCGCCAACCCAUCAACAGCAGCAACAAUUACCAUCUCCGAAACAAACACAAGCACCAUCACCACAACAGCAACACCAGCUUCCAUUGUUUCCGCUUCAAUCUGCCCACCAACCAACGUCGACGCCGUCAAUUGCUUCAACGCUGCGACAGGAACGUCCUCUUGAAAAUCGUAUAUCCGUCACCAUCACGGAAGCCAAAAGUCCAGUCGCCAAGCAGCCGCCGGUUACACUGAACAUCCCUGAGCGCUUACCCGUUAUCGAUAGAACACCACCUACAGCGGUGAACCCUUCUCCUCUUAUCAUUCCCUCUGUUCCUAUCCCCGUACAAACACAAUCUUCCGGAAGUGGCAGCAGCAAACGAAGUAGACGCAAGAGUGUGUACGUCGCCCCUAAUCCAAUUAGCGAAAGCCCAACCCCAGCACCGGUGCCUCAGAUUCCUCAAGUUGUACCACCGGCGCCAGUCGUUGCACCGCCAUUUCUUCCAGGUCCUUUCCCAUUGUUUCCGCAUUCUUUGCUCGCCGGUCCACCGCUCGGUCUUGACCUCCAACGAUUGGCAGCUGUUGGUCUUCCCCCUCACCUAAAACCUCCAGCCAUUCCUCCUCUUACUGUGCCAGCAGCUCCUGCAACUGCUGCUGCUGUUUCAACUCCGGCCGCUGCCGCUGCUGCUGCUUUUCUCGAGAAAAUUUUCCUACCGAAUAGAGAUGUCAUUGUUAAACAAAUCGAAAACGCGGCUGCAGCCGCCGCCGCAGCUGCCCAAAGUUCUCCACCUGCCCGAAUUUCUCCAUCUAAAACGAGCUCAGAUUCGAACACUGCUGUUAGAGAAAAACCGAAAAUUCAACCAACGCUGGAAAAAGAACAAACUAUUAUAACCCCUUGUGCCACGCCUCCAGCUGCUACGGUGCCAGUAGAAAAGAAAAGUCGCUCUCGAGCAAAGAGCUCUAAAGCAAAAGCACAAAGUGUUAUUGUUCCACCUACAGUAACCACAAAAGAAGUUGUUCCGUCACCGGAAGUGAUCGAACCACCGCCACACCCAGCAGAAACCACUGAAGCGAAGAGUAGUAUCCCAACCGAAGCGUCAGUUUCAACACCAACCCUCGAAUCAAACGUAGAGUCAACUGUUGCUACUCCUCCAGAAAAACAAUCCAACAGAAAGAAAACGCCUCCCAGAUACGAACCAGCUCCAAAAACUACAGAAAUAUCAGUUGAAAAAACGAUACCAUUGGAGUCACCAGCCGAAAGUCAAACGGAUCCGAAACCCUUAGAUACGGACCUGGAAUCAAAAGACCCUCCAAAGUGCUCAUCAACCCCGCCUCCAACAACCGCCAAUUCAGGCAAAAUCGUUCGUAAAAGACGAAAGAACGAACUCGCCGCAAUUCUAUCCGAUCAACUAUUGGAAAGUUUCAAGGAGGUUGAUCAGAAUGCAUUGCAAGAUCUAAAAAUGAUGCACGACAUGUCAUGCGAAAAACCUGAUAUCAAGUUCUCGCUCGAACAAAUUCCACAAUUGGCCAAACGAAAGGUGAACAUACGGCAUCCGGAUCUCUUGGCCCGACAAUCUCCGGUGAUCGGUGGAAAGAAAACGCCGGCCAAGAAAGGUGUCGCUAAGGAUCAAAGCGUUAAAGAGCAUAUGACUGAUGAAGAUCAGGAAAUUGUAAAAGCUGGGAAUGAGGAAGAAGAAAAGGACACACCUGGAAUUGAAACGGAAUUCGUUGAUGAGCAGCCGCUGUUGGAAGAUACAGAUAAAGUGGGCCAAUCUAUAGUUCCCGUUGUCGAAGAUGUGCAGAUGUCUACGUCAAAGAAGACUGCACAGAAAAAGACCCAAGAAAAGACUUUCACAGCGACGCAAGACGAGCCUUCAGACACGAAAGAUAUUCCACAGGAGAUGCCAAGCGUGCCUCCACCACAAGUGAUAAAGAAGGCACCUCCGAACCGGCGAACUCGAAAACUUUCCAUCGAUAUAGAACGGAUAGCCGGCUUGGAUAGGAAAGGUCGUCAGAAUAUGAAAUCAAAGUAUUCCAAAGAAUUGGAAGGCUUGGAUAUUGCGGAAAGGUUAGAAGUAGUAGCUCCUGUGCAAAAGAAAUCGAAGGGAAAGGCGAACAAGAAACAGGAAGUUACGAAAUCCUCAUCACAAGAAAGUCCACAGAUCCAGAUGGCGAAAGAAGACGAUAAGAUGCAACCAUCUGAAACCGCUUUGGAGAAGCCGGUUGAAGAAAGAUCCGUUCCAGAAACAGUCGCACAGGAAUCAACUGCAUCGAGUUCAAGAAAGAAGAGUCAAACAAAAUCUCGAUCAAAAACUCCAUUUCCAUUCCCUAAAGAGAAGCCUACGAAGAAGACUGAUUUGGAUCGGUUAAAGGAGUCGUUGAACAUAGAAACACCUACAAUGAAACCUGUAAUGGAAAAGAAGAAGCAGGAAGAGGUCGUACAAGAGUUGUCGAAAGAUUCAGAAACAAUAAGCAUGCCGUCAGAACCGUCAAGUCAAAAGAAAUCAGCUAAGCGUAAAAGUGGAAAGGGAGAUAGUGAGGAACCAGUUGUUGAUCCUGUCAAAGUUCCGAAUAAAAAGAAGAAGGACGCUGCCGAAGAACCGGAGCCCGGACUGCUUCAAGAAACAAUCAUGAAGACACCAACAAAACGAUCAAAAACGCCUGCCCCUGUUGAAGAGACAUCUCCCAAGACUUCAGCAGCGAGGCGAUCCAAAACACCUGCCUCUCCUCUUGUGGAAACGCCAACAAAAUCGCCAGCAAAGCGUUCCAAGACACCGGCCCCUACUGAAGACAUCUCCGCCAAAACUACUUCAAAACGGUCUAAAACUCCUGCCCCUACGGAAGUGAAGCAAAGAUCUCCGUCGCCUGUGGCGACUCCCAAAAAGGCCAAAACACCCACUCCUCCAAAACGUAUCAUGCAACGAAGAUCGUCGGUAUUUGUUGAUCGUAAUCUGGCGCAGUAUUUGGAAGAAAGAGACGCCGAGCAGGAGCUUUUAUCGCACAGUUCCUUCAAAGAUGACCUGAUACUUACAUCACGCCGUGGAACCCGUAGUCAGGGGACGGUUGAUUUGGAUUUGGUACAAAGUUUCGCCGAGGCGGCCAUGAAACCUCGCGAUCCUCGGAGAAGGUCUGCUGCAGCCGUUGCAGCCGCAGCAGCUUCUGCGAAACGUGCUGAAGAAGAACGGAAAGUUGCCGAUGAAGAACGAAAGCGGAUAGAAGCGGAAAAGAGGCGAGUUUGGGAGGAGGAAAAGCGUAAGUACGAAGAGGCGGAAGAAAAUAAAAAGGUAGCUGAGGCGGCAGUUAGACCGACUGCGCCGUUACGAAGGAUCAGUGCACGGCGUGCUUCAUUGUUUAUUGCAUCGCCCCCAGAAAUCGAAGAACCCAAGGCACCAGAAGAAAACAUUGCUGAAAUCAGCAAAGCUACCAAGAGGCAAUACAGGCGUAGGGCUUCGGUUUAUCAGCCGAUGUCUUUCUUGGACGAAGAGGAACAGAUGGAGAAGCAAACGGCAGAGGAGAAAAAGACUAAAACGCCUCUGCGGUCCAAAACGCCUGGUCCUGGUGGAAUAUGGGAUCAGGAUAUCAAGUCUGUUGGACGAAGACGUAACCAGAGUUCGGUAUUCAAUGGUACUCCGGAGCCUACUAUUGAGUCUUUGUUGGAACCAUUGACUGUACCAACCACCGGCACAAAACGAAGAACCAAGAACAGUCAGCUGGCAGAAAACUUGUCCAAAUUAUUCAACAUCGAAGAGGAAAUUCAGAUGAUUGAUCGAAGCAAACGGAAACCUCGAAAGUCAAACACUCCAGUGGCGUUCGAAUCCCUUACUUCAGCACCUGUCAGUUCCACGCCGAUUAAGGAGAUUAAAGAGGAUGCAGUGGCGCCGAAAGUGUCUCCCAUCGUUAUGGAGCCGAAAAAGAUCGAUGAGCUCGUCAAAGUUGUAGAGAAGGAAGUUGCUAAGGCUAGCAUAGCUCCAAAGCCACGCGAAUCGCUCUCAUUCUCGAACGAUGAUGAAGACGAGACUCCGAAAUUGAACAAGCUGGUUGAAGAUAUCAUCAACAAAUCAGAAUCGGAGUCGGACUCCGAUGACGAUAAUAUGUCGUUGGCAUGCUUCGUGCGUCGGGAAGAAAGUUUCCUAAAGCCCAGCCAGCAUCAGUCGCAGGAAUCGUUUGAGGGAAUGGCAGAAGACGAAAGCAACAGUGCGAUGGAUGACGACAUGAGCGUGACGACGGAAGUUACAAGCUUUGGGGGCAGUAUACGAAAACGUAAACGUCGAAAGUCAAUUUGUGUGACCAAAUGUCGAAGACCCAAACCUCCUGUCGAUGACAGUAAACCAGUCGUUACGUUCAACUGUGAUCUGUGUAAGAAGGUGUUCAAGAAGCAAGACGCCUUCAACAAGCACCGCAUGACGCUCUCCCACAUAGCCAAGCUGUCCGAGCAGGAAUAUCUUGAAGCACAACAGAAGGAGCGAGACGCAGCAACGGCAGAAACGACUACAGUAGAGUGUCCUGUCCAGCAUUCUUCGCCUGCUCAAAUUGCGACAUCCGUAGCUGGUUCAUCCCCUCCGAAAGAAUUCGAUAAGGAUGGGCCUAUGAAAGCCUUGAGUCAGGAAGAGAAACUCUUCUAUGAAUGCUGUUCGAUGCUCAAAGAGUCCAAUGCGGAUAACGAGAACUUGAAUCUAACUGUUUCGCUGAAAUCCGAUGAAAUGACGCCAGGAAUGGUAUGUGACCAAGUACCGUCCGCGAAGGCCAGUGUUGCCUUUCCAAAUCCAUUCGCUGGGCUUCCCGAGCAAGACAAGGCUACGGACGGUUGCUUCAACAUGGGCGAUAGUUUUCCAUCGUUCCAAGAUGUAAGCGAAAGCGAAAACUACAUUCAAACGAUCAAUCAACGGUAUGCGGAUAAAAAUUUGUCGGAUCCAUUCACCAAACUGACCGCGGUCGGCAUAUCUCAGCAUAUGGAAAAUGAUGGAAAUCUGUCUCCACAGAACUCAACAAAAUCAACCAGUUCUCAGGCGUCGGUAUUCUCGCAAAAAACUAUCAAAACUAAAGGGGCGCUGAAGGGGUACGACAACUUUAAAGUGUCGAUUCCGAUGAGCGGAAUUCAGGUGGCGAAGGAAUCUAAUAAACUUGAUACCCUGGCGGAUGUGGCACUCUGUGGUGAUAUACCGAAGGAGUUCGAUCUUAAGGAUAGUGAGGAGGAGAAGGAAGACGAGCUAUCUGGACGCAUACCAGAAGUAUCAACUUCUACGACCCCUCUGAAUCAGAAAUCCGCGAAAAGUGAGGGUUCUCCCAAAAAUGGUCUUCAAGGUACAGGUAAGCGAGCGCCAGCCAAGAAGGACACACAAGGUAACAAACUUGGUUUUCGAGCUAAGAAAAAAGGCAAUGCUACUCCAACCAAGGCCACUGCAGCAGCUGCCAGCACAUCUUCCAGAAGAUCAACCGCACGCGGAAAGAAAACGACCAACACUGCCGUGGCGAAAACUCCAGCAAGAAAUACCAAGCCUGAUCCGGAUGAUGUGUACGCCUUUCAAGAUUCUCCACCAGAAGAAGCUGAAACGCUGCUUUCGUAUUCGUCGAAGAAAACAUCCACAAGCACCUCGUCGCCUGCCAUUGUUAACAAAUCAGUUGUAGAUCUGCAAACCGGAGAUCAAGGCGAAGACAGUCAGUUGUCCAGCUUGAGUUUCUCCGACAGAGAUGAUUUUGUGUAUGGUACUAACACGCUAAGCGAGGAAGACGAAGACGACAAAAGCAGCAGUUAUAGCAGUUCACAGACAACUCCGAAAAAACCGGUUAAGGCAGAUGUGCAAAAGAAGAGCCUCAUCAUGGGACGUAUUUUUAAGAAAGCCAAAGACAAGCUGAAAGAAGAGCCAGUGGUGAAGAAAGGGACGACAGCAGCAGGAGAACAGUCAAAGCCGGUAGCUAAAGACUUUGACAAGCUGUUUGAUACGUUGAAAAAAUCAGAAGUCGAAGAAAAGCCCGAAGAGAAAGAUACGUCAACGGAAGCGGAUCAGUCAUCGGAAAUUAUGGAUUCCCAGCUGUUAGACGAAGACGAAGAAGACGAGAAAGGCAAUCGGAAUUUGCGUAGGAGAAGUACCCAAAAGAAACUGACCGAAACAUGGGACUCAGAUGAAUACGAGGAUUUCAAUGUGAAGAAUGCUGUGAAUUUGAUCGCCAAAAAAGAUGGAAAAAGUGUAACGAACAAGAACCCGUCAAAAGAAGAAAAUGUCCUGGAAGAAAAAGAUGUGUCGCAAACAGAAAACAAAUCCGAUGAAACGCCUCUAAAAGCGAUGAAUCUAUCAUCUAAAGAACCGAUAACAACGAAGGGCAAAACUGUCGGGGAAAAGAAACCGCUUGUAACAGAUGAAACGAUUCGGCAGGUAAUGGAGAGUGUUAUUAUGGAGGUGACAAUGAACAAGAACAAUCGAGUGAGAGACACCAAACGGCGUGGCAAGACACGGCCCAGCAAAACGGCGACGUCGGAUUCAUCACGGGAGGACGAAAACCUGCCAGAGAAGGACUCCAGCGUGGAAAAUAUCGGCUCUCUUGAUGACCACGUACUGGAAUCGAGUGUUAUGAUUUCUUCAAGAACAAUCACUACCAAGUUCAAGCAAAAGCUCAAUUCGACGCAAUCCGGCAAGCAGAAGGAUGAGUCAAAGCAAAAACUAGCAGAGCAACCGGAAAAGACGACACAAGAAGAACCGAAAAAAUCGACAACUCCUAAAACCGUUAACAACAACAAUCAAAAGACUAAAGUGGCAGCGAAGGCGAAGGAACAGCGAAAAGAUGCACCGGAAGUCAAGGGUGCCACCAACAAUUCGAAACUUAAGCAACGAAAAGGUCCACCGAAGAAGAUGAAAAACGUGGCCUACGAUCCAGACAGUGACUUUGAGGACAACAUCAAGUGCAAGAAGGUGAAAAAGAAACUGCUGGAGAGUGACAUCGAAGCCAAUCUGAAGAUCGAACAGCUGAAUGCACAGCUGAGCGAUAGCAUACUGAUGCCGGCUCCUCGGCGGAAAAGAAAUGCCGCCGAGACGCUGUAUUUCUGGUCGUCAUCCAGCGAAGAGGACGACCUGGAGCAGGACUUUGUGGAAGUUUCUAGCAACAAAAGUGGUAGCGCGGCCGGCAGCAAGAAGAAAAAGGGUGGCGGUGCGAGCAAAGCGAAGCAACCGACCGCCCAGCAGAGCAAAACCCAACAGAAACAACAACGACAUCAACAGCAGCAGCAGCAGCAACAACAGCAACACCAACAGCAGCAGCAGCAACAGAAGCAGCUCGACAGUCAAUCGAUCAUGGAAGGUGGUGACGAUACGAGCAGCAGUAGCGAGCAUAUGCAGCAGCACGGCUGGAUCGUGGGCGACUCGCACAAGAAGCUGGUGACGCUGUUGGCCCACGCCAAGGGAAAGCAGGAUAACCGGCCGGUGAAGGCGACUGGCAACCGAAGAAAGUACAGAAAAUAGACGAUGGCUAAAAACAAAUGUGAAACAUUAAUUUCUAUCUGUUAUAAGAUUAAAAAUAUUCUCAUCGGUAAAACGAAUCAAUCAACUGCACCCGAUAUAGUGUGGCACCUUAGUCGGAACCGAGCGGAGAGCAAACUGCUGGAUCAAAUAGCCGGGAUUUUUUUAUACCUUUCAAUUUAGUUAAUCCUAGCUCUUUUGGAUGGGACCGACAGUUUCUACUAUCAGUGAAGAACGUAGCGAACAAAAAGGAACCGUUAUAUAGGCUAAUUAUUUGGAAUUUGGUGAAACGUCCUACCACUAUCUAUCUCUAUUGUAGAAUUACGCUAUUUGUGGGACACAGUUCCGAUCUGAUCGGAUAGUAAGUGAAUAUAAAAAAACACGUACAGUCGCGUAGGAAGCGUGACCUCGUGCUGUUCACAGUGAAUCGUACUGAAAGUAAAUAAUAGAUAUACAAUUAUUUAGGAAAAGUAAAUUGAAAAUGCAAAAAAGUAAACUGAAACCGAUGUCUAGACUUCUUGAAGUAAUUCGGAGGUGAUUGUAAUAUAAACUAAAACUGAAGGAAUGCUGAUUUCUAACUAAAAGUAAAAGCUAAAUUAUCUAGUUCAUGUAUAGUUAUAUAAGGCGUAGCUAAAACAUAUGAACAUAGCCCCCCCUUAGGAUAUCAGAACAAAGUAACAAGCAAUUUUAUUUUCGUUGUCUACACCUCGUAAACUAUGUUCAAAUUACGUUUACAAUCGAACGACUGUGCAAAAUUAGUUAAAUUAAGAUAUAGAGAGCUUUUUUUAUUUUAUUUUCUAUUUUUCGAAGAAUCCCAACCAGAGUCAAAUUUAAUGUUUUUUUAAGGUUUACGAUAUUUACGUCGCGCUUAUUACGUCGGUUGCCGGGAACUGAACAUAUUUAGUUUCAUAGUCAGCAAAACCCGUCCCGAAACAAAAAACAUUUCACACCGGAAGAAUAUGCAAUCUAACCCAGCCACCGGCACACAGUCAGUGUGUUUUAAAUCGCGAUUAGUUGAGUUACCAGGCCAAUACACGAAACCGUUAUACACUUUCAUUCACGUUCAGAAUGCGAAACUACUCAUUUCAACGUCACAUAGGUACUUGUACAUGCCGAUUGAUCACUCGAGAGCAGUCGUAAUCGUUGUGUUUUAGUGUUUUGAUAUCGAAUACCCCACAUAAUAAUAAUUAUCGGAUGAAUGUGUCAUUAUUUUAAAAGGAAAAUUUGUUCAUUUACUGCGUUAUGCUAUCCACUAUAUUAUAGACGCAGACAGUGCGUUUUGUUUUUGGAAUUACUACUUUUGGUUUUAUUUUAUAUGUUGGUUAGCGUGGAAGAUGUAUUAUAAAAACGUACAUCAGAAUCAUGGGAGCGUUUUUUUUUUCGAAUGAUGUUUGAAUUAGAGGAUAUUUUAUUUUAUUCCUUUCUUUAUUUACUAUUCUGCUGUACUGAAUCCUCACAGAAUCUAUUUUUAGAUUUCCAUUACUCAUUAUUGUUGUCAUUGCCAGUCCAACCCAUAGUGAGUCGAUUGUGUCCGUUUGUCCAUGACGUGUAUUACGGAGAAAAAGAAAAAUUUGGAUGGCUUCGCGGAAAUAACGCGCAGAGGGAAAUCCCCGCAUAGAACAAAUCAUACAUAGUGAGCGUUGAAUGAACAUACAACAAAUCUGCUGCCAUGAAGUCCAAUGAUUUGACGUACACAGAUAUGAAAAGAUUUAAUAAUAAUCAGUACCUGGCCGAGGAGUCAACUAACCCGAAACGCACGGAAUUGAUAGAGCUCAUUUUCAAAUCCAAUCCAAAUGAUCCAAAUGAUCAGAUCAAGCUGAAUAAAGUGAAGGCUCGUUUACUGGCUGAAGAACGAAAGCGACCAGGAAAAGAAUGCAGCGUAACAAAUGGCAUGGUCCUGGCAACAAAAGCAACGAAGAAACUAUUGCAGAUGUGGACCGAAUUUUCCAGGUAAAUGUUUUGGUUGCGGUGCAUUUGGGCACAAAUGUUUGAACUGUCCCAAAGCAAGGAACUAUGCUCGAGCUCAAGCGGCAGAUAUCCCAGUAGACUAAGAAGUAGCUUUGGUUCGUCCUAAUGCAUUAAAUAAUUUUACGCGAUCUAAGCUGGAGUGGAUUCUCGAUACUGGAGCUAGAGGCAUAUGGUCGGGGUUCAGCCAAACCGCACCAAGCGGCUUUUUGACUGACUUGUGAUAUUUUGUUCCCAAAAGGAAAACGGAAAGCAUUUUAUGUCAAAUCAUGCGUUCAUUUGUGGUAAGAUAUCCUACGUUGAACGAUGUCCGAUGCGAUUUGUGAUUAAUUGAAUCUGUUACAAGAAAACUUUGGCUAAAAAAUGAAAACUUUUCAUUGCCGCCCCUAUAUACGCCCCUAUAGAGUAGAAACAAGAAACUCACGUGUUUGCACUCUGUGGGUGAGUUGGUUAUCGAAUUCAAAAGCUUUAGAAGUAAACACUCCCGUAAGUCACUUGAAGGGUUGAACAAAAAUGAGAGUUGCAUUAGCAUUAGCAUUAGCAUUUAGCAGUUCGCACAAAUUCGUAGGUGGUACAAGCCAAGACUAUUGUAUGAGAGUAGCAUCACUUUCAUCCGUUACCACAGAUAUUGAUUUGGGACUAGUCACUAACUCUUAGAUGCAAGCAAUGCACUCUCCAAUAGUCGAGAUCUGUCCUGGCCACGUCCUUGCGAAUGCUGAGGAGGGGGAAGGAUGGUUUGUUGGACACCUACUUGAGAAAGAUGCAGAGAACUCUACGACCUCUCAUAGGUGCCACGGGAGGUUUUUUUUUUUUUUUUUUUUUUGGGAUUGCGUGGAAGGUUAUAACAGUAGGAAUCGUUUUGGUACAACGUGACACACAGAAAGAACUAAGAUAGAAAUACAAAGUAGGAAAGGGACGAGCCUGGAAUUGAACCCACGACCUCCUGCUUAUAAGGCAGAAGCGGUAGCCACUAGACCACCGAGCUCGUCAUGGUUGAACAAAAAUGAGAGUUGCCAACAUAAUAACAAGAGCAUCAUUCAGAAUCAGUGUAACAAGAUCCUCUUUGCGCAACUUUAUAAUCAGAAACUUUGGUCUUCAUGAGCAACCUGAACAGAAAGAAGCAAUAGCUGAAAUACAAUACGUUGAGCAACCUGAUGAAACAAACAAUGAAGAAGUAGUUCAAGAUAAUGAGGACUUCAUAUCCUGAAAAUUCUGAUGACUCGGAUUUGGCACUCCCACCACAAGCUGGCAGGAGUAACUUUCAGAAUGUAACUAAUCCAAGGACCAGUGGUCGGGAGUACAGGUUGGUUCGAAGAUUUUAUUACCUCGUACAGUGCAUUUUCUGCUGGGAAUCCUUUCCCCCUGGUUCCUGUAACAUUUAAUCAUUUAAUGAUAUUGAUGGACAUCCUAAUCAAGAAAUCUAGCUAGAAGCGAUGAAUGGGGAUGUGUCAGCGCUGGACAAGAAAUCACACCUGGAUGUGUGGUGGUGCAUCAUUUCCCAUCAGUUGUUCCGGUACCGCGUAAAUGAAAAAAAAAAACGUACGCUGAUGGCAGACCAAUUCGUCAUAAGGCAAGGCUAGUAGCGAAGGGAUUCGUGCAACGGAAAAAAAUACCGAUUACGAGGAAACAUUUGCCCCAGUAGCGAAAUUGAACACGAUAUGGGCGAUUUUGGCCAUCGCAAACAACAAGAAUGGAAAAAUGGAAAUAUGUAUAUCAAAUGUACGUGCGAAAUGCAUUCCUGAACGGUAAAUUAGAGGAGAAGGUGCCCAUGCAGUAUUUUGGACUCCGCAAAACGUUCCGAUAGAAUAGAGUUCGCCGCCGUACCGAUCGGUAGUCUUCUACGGACACGAGACCUGGACGAUGCUUUGGAGUUUUCGAAAGGAAAGUGCUGCGUACCAUCUAGAAGGUACUCCACCGAUUUGAAAUGGGUGAUUGCUUGUGAUUCUUGCAAAACACCUGCUGAAACCGGGUUACAGCCGACGCGAACUAACGAUCAAUGAUAUUACCACAGACAAACAGACAUAUCACAUUGAACAUUCACUCAUCAAAUUCAUCGUCAUUUAAACACUAACGACAUCUGUUGAUUUCAGUUAGUUGGGCAAAUCACGAACCAGAUGGCGGUAGUGAGCAAAUGUCAAACUCGAGCAAAUCCGAUGCGCGCGCCACUAGUGACCGAUUGGCCAACUAAUGAUUAUUUGAAUUGACCAGUAAAUCAGUGAACGAAGGAAAUUUGACGAGUGUUAUGUCUGUUUGUCUGUGAUAUUACCCUUACCGCGAGUAAAGACACUAUAUACAAAGACGGGAAGUCUGAUCCCUGCACAAAUAAAUCACCAGGCAACUCUGCGUGCGCAACACUGCUGAUGCUGGAUAUACUUUCCACAUUGGUCUAUACGAAUUUCAUAAUUCAAAAAUAUUUUAUUUGUAUCGUGUUCAACCACCCAAUAAAAAGCCACAAUUCACUAUAAACAUGUUUAAUUGAUUUUCAACCACAUACGAACACAUUUUUACCUAAAUCCAUCAAAAAAUAUUCAAAUAAUAAUAUAAACAUAUUUAUUCGUGCUGGUUCAAAUGAACCCUUGCCAAAUGUUGCGCGCGAUAUUUUGGAAUGACCAGGGGGAGAAGGUGGAACACUGAAUCCCUACCCCAACAUGUGCGACAUCUGGAUUUGGUUCUAAACUGUAAACAACAGUGUUAAUUCUCUACCACCUUUUUGUUAUGGCGAGGCAAUUUUUAUGCACACGUUUGUUUUCGAUAUUUUAUCAAAAUUAAACACUCAAUCAUGCAGCAAUAUAACGAUGUGGUAUGCUUGAGAUAACUGCUUGAUUAUAAGGACUCGAAAAAGAAUUUAUUUGCAGUAACUAACCGAAUAUAAAAAUGUUCACAUUAACAAUUGCGCCCUAACACCGGUUCUAAGCUUCGAUGCAGAGUACACGAGCUUUGUUCGCCAGUGACAGGCGUAUGAGGCCCUUGGGAAUGACAGGUCUCUUGCUCGAUUGGAAUGACACUGACAGUAAAUUUGGAAUUCCAAUUGGAACAUUUCCCGUCUUUGUUUAUAGUGUCUUUAACCGCGAGUUAAUUAGAUGGCUCAUGUACGUCGUCGUCGAAUACUUGUCAAGAUUGCAGCUGGCACGGAACAUUGCAUUAUCGUCAACUGAAGCAGAAUAUAUUGCCAUGAGUAGCUGUAUUUGCGAGUCCAUUUGGCUGAGUGGUUUGAAGUUUAUGUACCCUAUUCCGAUUUUCGAGGACCACUACGGCGCUGUAGCUAUGGCUAAGAAUGAAUAAACAAAAAGGGAAAAGCAUAUCGACAUCACUUUUCAUUUCAUUCGAGAUGCAGUGACAACAAGACGAAUCAAGUUGGUACAUGUUGCCGGAGUGCGGAGUAUCAUAUCGCUUUGUGUCAUGGACCCGCUAAAUGCCCAUUGCAAGCAAUAUCUAUGCGCCGAUCCGAUCAACAUGGUUUCACAGCUGGCCGUUCAACAACCACUAACUUGUUUUGCCUAACUUCGUACAUCAUGAUUACAAGCACUCAAACGGACGUCAUUUACACGGAUCUUUCGGCAGCAUUCGAAAUUGCAAUCUCCAAGCUUGACAGACUCGGAGUCGAUGGAAAUCUUCUCGAUUGGUUUCGAUCAUAUCUGACCGGACAUUAGGUGGCGGUUGCUUUAGGCGAUUACUGCUCAGAUAGUAUCCGUGCUAGUUUUCCUGCUUUACUUCAACGAUGUUCAAUAUGUAAUCGAUGGACCACGGUCAUCCUUUGCGGACGAUCUGAUGAUAUUUCUUCGCAAUUUCAGCACAUAUCAAGAAACAAAUUUUUGAAAAGGGGAUUUCAGAUGAACUAAGAGUUAAAAUCAGUAAAUCCAACAUGAGUCUAGCAGGGACAGUCGAGCUUGGACGAUUGCUUAAAACUACUGAAAAGGCAAGCGGGGCAACAGGAGGUCAAGCACACCACUCCAUACUGGCCCAAAGGAAACGGUGAAGUGUAUAGAGGCAGAAUAGAAGCAUCCUCAAGUAACUCCAGAUUUUGACAUUGAAACGAUCAGAUUGGAAACGUGAUUUAGAAGAGUUUAAUAAUACGUCUAUUCGCUAACCCUUCAUCCAGCCACGAGUCGUUGUCCUGCAGAACUGCCAUUUGGAAGAAAGUACAAGGACUUCAACCCAACGAGGCCAAGGAUGACGAAGACAUUCGUGUUAGGGACUUCUCAUACAAAACGGCAUCCAAAGCUCAUUACGGCCGUGUUUAUCAAGCACGAGAAUCCAGUAUUGACAAGGGUGGUCAUGUGCUUCUCCGUUCAACAGGGAACCUUAUACAGUGAUCGAAAGACAAUGUUAUUUAUUCGGUCAUCAUCGAGGAUUCAAAUGGAGGAGUACGUAGACGGAAUUCAGCACACCUGAAAAAGCUUCCUACAUCACCACAUACUUAUACUACCAGUCAGAUCGAAGAACCAAUCGCUGAUUUGUAACAGUCAAUAGAACAUCAAGCAACGGCAGCUACACCAGCAGUGGAACCAACGAUAUCAUCAAGCUUGGAGAGUGCUCGCCUAAAGCGUCUAACAUGGGCCUCAUCACGUUAUAAAGACUUUCACAUGACUUCUCGUAAAAACGAGGACGAGUUAUUAGAGAAAAUUGUGAACCGUAAUUAAACUGGCUGUACCAAUAAUAAUGUGCUGAUUGAAUUCGUAUUUUAUUCAUUGGAUUCUUCCGUAAACAUGGACGCAACAGUCGCUCUCUUCGCAUGAGGUGCUGGUGGCCAGCGACUCGUGCCAUGUUCUGGGAACAUUCAUUCAUUUCAUUUCAUUUAUUUAGUUUACAUCUAAACAGAUAACACUGAAUCAACGAUUUGACGCCACAAUACACGGUUCGAGGCCGCAUCUCUCCAUCUUCGGAUACGCCCCACGCUCGCCAAGUCGUUUUGCACCUGGU